Messenger RNA from Rangifer tarandus platyrhynchus (Svalbard reindeer), 1227 nucleotides. The record is from the annotation of a GenBank genome assembly. NCBI's taxonomy places the organism in Eukaryota, Metazoa, Chordata, Mammalia, Artiodactyla, Cervidae.
AUGGUGUGCUUCCGCCUCGUCCCGGUUCCGGGCUCUGGGUUCGUUCUCCUCUGCCUCGUCCUGGGCGCUGUCUCGUCUUAUGCAUUGGAACUUAAUUUGACAGAUUCAUCAAAAGCCACUUGCCUUUAUGCAAAAUGGCAGAUGAAUUUCACAAUACGCUAUGAGACCACAGACAAGCAUAAUAAAACUGUAACCAUUUCAGACUUUGGUGCUGCAACCUACAAUGGAAGCUUUUGUGGGGACGACCAGAAUGGUCCCAAAAUAGCAAUGCAGUUUGGGUCCGGUUUUUCCUGGAUUGUGAAUUUUACAAAAGAGGCAUCAUCUACAUCUACUUACUUAGUCGACUACAUCUCAUUUUCCUACAACACUAAUGAUAACACAACAUUUCCUGAUGCGAAGGAAAAAGGAGUUUUUACUGUUAAUUACCAUGUGGCACUCAAGAUUCCAUUGAAUGACAUCUUUAGAUGCAAUAGUUUGUCAACCUUAGAAAACAGUGAUGUUGUCCAGCACUAUUGGGAUGUUCAUGUACAAGCUUUUGUCCAAAAUGGCACAGUGAGCACAACAGAGUUUUUGUGUGAUAAAGAUAAAACUGUAACCACUGCCGUGCCCAUCGUUCCCACCACGGCGCCAUCUCCAACAAAACCAGUGGUCGGAUCCUAUUCAGUUGUAAAUAGCAAUGGUACUUGUCUUCUGGCUACCAUGGGGCUGCAGCUGAACAUUACUCACGAUAAGGUUGCUUCAGUUUUUAAUAUCAAUCCCAACACAACCAACGCUACUGGCAGCUGCCAACCUCAAACUGCUCUUCUCAGACUGAGCAGCAGCAACAUCAAGUAUCUCGACUUUGUCUUUGCUGUGAAAAAUGAAAACCGAUUCUAUCUGAAGGAGGUGAAUGCUAGCAUGAUUUUGGUUAAUGGCUCUGUUUACAGCAUUUCAAAUACCAAUCUCAGCUACUGGGAUGCUCCCCUGGGAAGUUCUUACAUGUGCAACAGAGAGCAGACGGUUUCCGUGUCUGGAGCGUUUCAGAUAAAUACCUUUGAUCUAAGGGUUCAGCCUUUCAGUGUGACAGAAGGAAAGUAUUCUACCGCUGAAGAAUGUUCUGCUGACUCUGACCUCAACUUUCUUAUUCCUGUUGCAGUGGGUGUGGCCUUGGGCUUCCUUAUAAUUGUUGUUUUCAUCUCUUAUAUGAUUGGAAGAAGGAAAAGUCGUACUGGUUAUCAGUCUGUGUAA